AGCUGUGUCCAAUCACAGCUGAUCAGUGAUCAUCAGGGCCCUGAUGAUCAGUGUAGCCCAGCAGUGCCACCUGUCAGUGUCCAUCAAUGCAAGCUGUCAGUGCCCAUCAAUGCCACCUGCCAGUGCCCAUCAAUGCCACAUUUCAGUGCCUCAUCAAUGCCACAUUUCAGUGCCCAUCAGUGAUGCCUGUCAAUGUCCAUCACUGCCACCUACCAGUGCCUCCUCAUCAGUGCAGCCUCAUUAGCGCACAUCAGUGAAGGAGAAAAAUCACUUAUUUACAAAAUUUUAUAA
Messenger RNA from Staurois parvus, 291 nucleotides. NCBI's taxonomy places the organism in Eukaryota, Metazoa, Chordata, Amphibia, Anura, Ranidae. The record is from the annotation of a GenBank genome assembly.